AUGGCGUCCCUGGUCACUGGCUCCCUGUGCCUGCUCAUCUGGCUGCUGCUUGUCGGGCCCCAGUUCAGCGUGGACCCUGGGGACAGUGCGGCGCCUCCCUCCCCGCAUGACUCCCCUGCCCCUAAGUCUACGAGGCAAAUGCCCGAAGACACGUUGAAACCAGAGGUCUUUCCCAAAGCAGCCUGUGGCCAGAGGAGGAUAGUAGGGGGACAGCCAGCAGCACAGCGGAAGUGGCCCUGGCAGGUCAGCCUGCAGGUUAAAGGGACACAUGCCUGCGGGGGCUCCCUCAUCAGCAGCUGGUGGGUGAUUACUGCAGCCCACUGCAUUGUCACCCAUCAGGACUACUCGGUGAAGCUUGGAGACUCAAACCUGAGGCAUGAAGCCCCAACGGCAGUAGAAGUUCCAGUCAAAGAUAUCGUUAUACAUCAAGACUACUCAGCCUUUGGUAUAGCCUUUGGAGCAAUCUUUAAUGACAUCGCGCUGGUGCUGCUGUCCUUCCCUGUGAACUACUCCACGCACAUCCAGCCUGUGUGCCUCCCUGCCAAGUCCUUGCAGUUAGCCGCUGGUACACAGUGCUGGGUGACUGGAUGGGGCAAAACACAUGAAGACGAAAACCUGCCGACUCAGCUUCAUGAGGCUGAGGUAAACAUAGUGGACCUUCAGAAAUGUAAUGAGGAUUUACAGGAAUUGUUGCACAUGUUUAAUAACGUGGUCAGUGAAGGGGGCCUUUGUGCUUAUGGUGAAGGAAAGGACGCCUGCCAGGGAGACUCUGGGAGUCCUCUUGUCUGUGAAUUUCAGAAUAGGUGGGUACAGGUGGGCAUUGUGAGCUGGGGCGUUGGCUGUGGCCACAGAGGAAUUCCAGGAGUCUAUACAGAUGUCGCUUUCUACAAGGACUGGAUCAUGAAGCUAAUGACUUCUAAGCCCCCUGAGAGUCCUGCUGAAGUCCCUCCGCUGCUCCCAGAGCAAGAAGGCAGCGUGCACCUCAAGGAGGAAACAGGCCUGCUCCGGGGAGCUUGUGGGAGCAGCUUCACAGGCCCAGGGUUCGGGGCUGCUCCCAUAAGUACACUGUCCUGGCGCGACAGGCACAGCAAGGUGUGUUGA
Octodon degus (degu) is the source of this 1101-nucleotide messenger RNA. RefSeq names its product serine protease 42. Gene Ontology annotation, molecular function: serine-type endopeptidase activity. The record is from RefSeq and is a predicted model, not a curated record. Gene Ontology annotation, biological process: proteolysis. The transcript is spliced from 6 exons. The coding region runs from base 1 to 1101 and encodes 366 amino acids. NCBI's taxonomy places the organism in Eukaryota, Metazoa, Chordata, Mammalia, Rodentia, Octodontidae.